Messenger RNA from Macrosteles quadrilineatus (aster leafhopper), 975 nucleotides. RefSeq lists its product as uncharacterized. The coding region runs from base 91 to 960 and encodes 289 amino acids. NCBI's taxonomy places the organism in Eukaryota, Metazoa, Arthropoda, Insecta, Hemiptera, Cicadellidae. The transcript is spliced from 2 exons. The record is from RefSeq and is a predicted model, not a curated record.
GUUAAAAUUAAAAUAGUCAUAAAGCUUAUUGACAUACUUUGCAUCGAAGUAGUUCUUAAUAAAUUUAGUAAGUUUUAGCAAAGGGAGAAAAUGAUAACCGUAGAUAACGCGCAGUGCAUUCAACACUCAUUGACUAAGAAAGUUCAAUGGAUGAAAAACUCACAAGAAGAAGAUAAUUCCAACAAUUUUGUCCCUUUGCGCAAAAGCAGGAAGGGCAUACAACUCAACAAUCCAGAAGAGUUUGAUAAAGUUGAAAAAGAGCUGUCAACGAUCACCAGAAUGGCGAUUUUACCCACACAAAAAUGUUGCUUUGAUCAAGUUUCAUUGAAGAAUCGAUGUAAACAACUAACAACAAAGGAAAAUGGCUUUGAGUUAAAAUCAAGCCCAGCUUCUAUAAUUAUCAAUAUUGGAACCUCCAUGCCUUUCCAUCUAAAUUCAAACCUUUUAGCAUACAGUCCUGAGAGAUCUCGUUCAAAGAUGACUGUAAAUACCAAAUUAAUCAAUGAAGAACACGGAGGUAUCGAAAAGAUUAAGCCAUUAGAUAGUGAGCAGCUUUCACCUUGUACAAAGAACGAAGAUUUUGGCGAGGAAAACUACCAAAUUCUAUCUAGUGAAGAGAGAAUACUAGAUUAUGAAAUUCCAAAUAACUUUUAUAGCCUUGACAACGUUACGUACAUCAAGCAGACAGCUUCACUUCCAAAGAUCACACCGUUCAAGUCAUGUUGGAGCUGUAUCUGUUGCAAGCGAAAUGAAAAGGAACAGGUAUACCUUCCUUCUGGAGCGGAGAAAUGGGAUUGGAAGAACAGUCGCGUUGCUUAUCCCGCAUAUACUGCAGGAAAUGCUUACAAUGGUAAUCAGGAACAGGGUUUUAUGAGAGUUGUUCCUUCAAGACUCAGUACCAUCGUAGAAUCACAGUCAUCUUUACAUAGUGCAUGUGUAAAAUGUGAACCUAAAAAAUAACUAAAGUAUAUUAUG